AAAAAAAUACCAAUCAAACGUCCAUUUAAAAAUGGAGUCUUGCCCAUGGGUUCCUUUCGGUUGAACAUCUCAUCGCCCCCACUUCACUCUGGUCCUCUUUUCCUCCGACGACUUGACUCAUUAUUCAGGUUCAAAUUCUACAUGCCCGAUUCAAAUCAUGAUUUUUUCACUUAUCAAAUGAAUUUGGAUUUUAUCACUGAAUCGACAUAUAAACGUAUAAACGAAGGGUUUCUCACAUUGGUUUUGAUUCUUAAAAUUUCAGCUCUUGCAGUAGUCAUUUCAAUGGAAGUUGCGGGUACUGAAAUUCGAGUGCAGUCAUUGAUCGAGGAUGGUAAAAAACCAGUUGUGCCUCCUCAAUACGUGCAGCCAGUCGAAGCAAGGCCACGGCAUACGCCCGAAGCAAAUAAAAAUUGCAUAGAGGCCCCACCAAUUAUCGACCUUUGCAGUUUGGACUCUGUAGGUGAAUUGGGCAACGCGUGCAAACAGUGGGGGGCAUUCCAUGUGGUGAACCAUGGGAUCCCAGCCAAGCUGUUAGACGAGAUGAGGAGAUUGGGCUGCUCGUUUUUCGAGGACUGCACUAUGGACCAAAAGCUUCGUUUUGCGUGCAAUCCCAAUUCGCCUGCUUCGGAGGGCUAUGGUAGCCGAAUGCUGGUCGAGUCGAAUGAUACUGUUUUGGAUUGGAGGGAUUAUUUUGAUCACCAUUCGUUACCCCUUUCACGCCGGGACCCGUCCAAGUGGCCGUCUUUUUCUUCCAAUUACAGAGAAGUUGUAGCUGAGUAUAGUGACCAAAUGAGCGUGCUCGCUGAUAAAUUACUACGUAUGAUAUCCGAGAGCUUAGGACUUCCUUCUUCGUGCAUCAAAGAAGUUGUUGGUGAAUUUUAUCAAAACAUCACGGUUAGUUACUACCCGCCUUGCCCGCAGCCCGAGCUGACUCUUGGCUUGCAGUCUCAUUCAGAUUUUGGUGCAAUUACACUUCUUAUUCAAGAUGAUGUUGGGGGGCUUCAAGUCUCUAAGGAUGGAGAGUGGAUUACUGUAAAUCCGUUAAGUGAUGCUAUCUUUGUGAUUUUAGCCGACCAAACUGAGGUAUUUCCCUUUUCUUUCUCUCUUUAA
Striga asiatica is the source of this 1110-nucleotide messenger RNA. NCBI's taxonomy places the organism in Eukaryota, Viridiplantae, Streptophyta, Magnoliopsida, Lamiales, Orobanchaceae. The record is from the annotation of a GenBank genome assembly.